This is a messenger RNA of Punica granatum (pomegranate), 2246 nucleotides long. Lineage: Eukaryota; Viridiplantae; Streptophyta; Magnoliopsida; Myrtales; Lythraceae. The record is from RefSeq and is a predicted model, not a curated record.
UUUUCCCCCUAAUUUUUUGACGCCAUCUUUUUCCCUAUGUCCCUUCCUCCUCCUGCUUCCUUUGGAAGCUUUGACGGAAGGAGAGAAUUUUCUUGAUUCGUCUCUUGCUUUGACAAAUCUCACAUCUUCCCCGCCGGGAGACUUCCGAUUCCGAUCCGGAAUCGGAGGAGGAGGUGUGGAGAUGCCGAUUGAGAUGCCCAGAGGCCUGCCGUUCUCGGUGGACACGUGGACCCAGGCUUCGCAGAGGAAGCGGCACCAUUUCCUCACGCACGCCCACCGGGAUCACUCUGUCGGGAUCGCCAAUUUCACCAACCGGAUAUACUCUACUCGCCUGACUCAGUCGCUCGUCCUUCAGCACUUCCCUCGGCUUGAUGGUUCGUUGUUCGUGAACAUUGAGGUGGGGCAAUCGAUCGUUAUUGAUGAUCCCGAUGGGCAGCAUUUUACGGUGGCUGCUUUCGAUGCCAAUCAUUGCCCCGGAGCUGUAAUGUUCUUGUUUGAGGGCGAGUUUGGUAACGUUCUGCACGGUGAUUGCAGACUCACCCCUGAGUGCCUGCAAAACUUACCAGCAAAGUACGUUGGCAGAAAAGGAGAAGAGCCCAUGUGCCGACUUGAUUAUGUUUUCUUGGACUGUACGUUUGGUAAAUACACACAAAGGAUGCCCAGCAAAUAUUCAGCGAUUAGACAGGUACUCAACUGUAUAUGGAAGCACCCUGAUGCCCCAGUAGUUUAUUUGACUUGUGACCUACUCGGUCAGGAGGAAAUUCUAGAUGAGGUGUCGAGGACUUUUGGGUCCAAGAUAUAUGUGGAUAAAGUUGUCCACCCGGAAUUUUUCCAAGCUUUGUCCCUCACAUAUCCAGAAGUACUCUCUGGAGACUCAUCUUCACGGUUCCAUUUGUUCGAUGGGUUCCCCAGAUUUUACGAGAGAGCAAAAGCGAAGCUUGAAGAGGCAAAAGUGAAUUCCCAGCCCGAGCCUCUUAUAAUCCGACCUUCAACACAGUGGUAUGCAUGCGAGGAGGAGUCCUCGCAGGCAGACGUCAAAAUGAGGCAGAAAUUUUACGAAGAAGUUAAGGACCAGUUUGGUGUUUGGCAUGUCUGUUAUUCAAUGCACUCAUCCAAGGAAGAGCUCGAGUGGGCCCUGCAGCUAUUGGCGCCUAAGUGGGUGGCCUCGACAACACCGAAUUGCUGGGCUAUGGAGUUGGACUAUGUUAGGAAGAACUGUUUGGCAAGUAAAAUUCCUACGAACGACCCUUUGUGGAAGAUUUUAGAUAUUGGAAAGGGAACCCCAUUAGAUACCGAGGACACUUGUGAAGACGUGCAUUGCUCAUCGUCACAAGUGAUUGCAGAGCUAACUCAAACUUCUGUUGCAGCAGAAGUGCAGCAUCAAGGGAAAGUGUCCAUGAUUAGGAAAGAGUUGAUCAAUUCGUCUCCUCCAUGUAAACGGCCGAAUCUGACCUUAUUCGGCAGAGCCAGACUUGGCACUCAAGAUUCUACUAAUUCUUCUCCACUGAAAGAAGUGAGAAGCCCUCGCCCAAAUGGGAGACCCCCACAAACGGUUCAGGUGUCGAACAAAUUAGAAGAUGAAGUCUCAUGCCAAGAGAGAGACGCCAAAUGGAAUUGCGAGGAACUGGAGGAAAGACAGGAAGAGGAGGCAGAUGUUAAAGAGGUACAUACUCAGAUUUCAGGUGAGAAAGAGCGCGAAAAUCGUAAGGCUUUCCCUUCCUCUCCUGUAUGGUUGUCGAAGAGCUUUAGCGACAGCUUUAGAAAGUUGUACAGAUCAAGGAACGUGCCUGUGCCACAGCCUCUUCCUUCGCUAGUCGAGCUUAAUGCCAGCAGACGCACCAAGAGGAGUUUCUGAGAGUUCUCAUUGAUCAUUUAACCAUUUAUUGGAGACUUCCGCCAGGAAGCCUCCCUUCUCGGCAGAAUCUUGCCCAUACCAUAUAUAUGUUCUUGUUGGACGGCUUCAGCCUGCUGUUCGGUAAAGAAGCGCAACUUGCACUCGAGUUGGCCCCAAUUGAGAUUCGAUCGGCUCAACAGCAUGCAUUGUCGGUCUACUCAAGACCGAAGAGUUCAAAUUUUUUUUUUUUAACUCUUAUUAAUUUUAUACUUGAUUGAUGUUUUAGCAGCAGCAUAUACGCUGAUUGGAUGUACAGCUACAGGGAGCUGCAACUGUAUAGCUGUAAACUGUUGAAUUGGUAAACAUUCUUAAACUUUUUUUUUUUAAUAAGGCAUCGCCUUCGUUUGCCUUC